This is a messenger RNA of Zea mays, 1001 nucleotides long. RefSeq lists its product as uncharacterized. The transcript is spliced from 3 exons. Bases 131 to 952 code for a protein of 273 amino acids. Lineage: Eukaryota; Viridiplantae; Streptophyta; Magnoliopsida; Poales; Poaceae. The record is from RefSeq and is a predicted model, not a curated record.
CCCUCCAUUUUUCCCUAGCCGCCACUCUCUCUUCUCCUUUUCUCUCCCACGCACGCACUCUCUCCUGUCUCCUCCCUCACGGCGGCAACAGCCACCAGGAAGCUCCUCCACGCCAUGGUUGUGGGCUCCCAUGGCGAGCAGCUUUCCUGCCCAUGGCGCCCUUCCUCCUCGGCUCAAUGGUGUGGCCGAGCAGCAGCCCCCAGCUCUCCUCUCUCCAUGGCGCAGGGAGCAGUUCCCCUGGCCGAGCUCCAUUCCAGCAGGGACGCCCAGGUCCCGACGGCCCCUGCGCAGCUCCUCCUCGCGGCCACCAUGGUGCUCGACGCCUCUCCCCUUCAAGUGCAGCAGCUCCAUUCCUCUCCUUCCCAUGGCGCCCCCAUUCCUUCCAUGGAAAAACCAGCAGCCACCCCUCUGUUGCUGCCGAGCUCCAGCUCCGGCCAGCAGCCAUGGCGCCGAGGAUUCCCUGCGCGCGAGCACAAGCCCCAUUUCUUCUACCUCUGUCCGCGCCCAGCAGCAUCCCUGCGCAGCGCCGCUGCUCCAUCUCCUCCCCAUAUUCCCCACCAAACAGCACCCGCAGCGAGUCGCCGUCGCCCAUGGCCGAGCCCCCUUCCUCCCCGGCCGCCUAGCACACUGUCCAGGGCGCCCAGAAAUCCCAGCAGCGAGCUCCACCGCCGACCUGCGCAGCAAGCUGCGCGCUGCAGCAGCAUGCCGUGUGUUCGCUGUUUUGCGCAGCCCCAUCCGCGACGCCGUCGAAACCCGUGCUAGCCGUCAAUCGCCAUUCGUCGCGCACGCGUGUUCGAUACAAGACCGGUCGGGUGCACCACGUGCUUGCACAAGUCAACUCCGAUCCCGUUCAGGACCGAGAGAUGGUGAUCGUGCACGUGAUAUGGUGCCAACCACAGGAUGCCGUUGGUGGACGACCCAAGGAAGGAUGGACUUAACCACUGGAUGCUAGCCAAGCGAGUACCCACCCCAGCAAACACUAUCUAAGUGUCAAAAUAAAG